AUGGCAGCACUGACGGCAACCCCGAUGGUCAUCCUCGAAGAGGCGAAGAAGCAAUUCCAGGAAGACGGAAAGCUGAACGUGCAACUGCUGGAUCAGUUUUCACUAAUUUAUUACAGGUGUUUAUGGAAAAAUCAGGUUGUGACAAUGAUGAAUCGAGCUACUGGUGAGGAGCAGAAACUGGCGAAUAUGAUACUUGUGGAGUUGAAGGAGAAUCCGAACUCAUGGACUAAGGUGGAUGCAAUACUGGAAUACUCGGAUCUUGCGGAAACAAAGUAUUUUGCGCUUCAAAUUCUUGAAUCUGUAAUACAAACCAAGUGGAAAUCACUCCCACUUGUGCAACGCGACGGUAUCAAAGGUUUUAUAGUUCAAUUUAUCCUGAAACUCAGCGAGUCUCGUGUUGAGUCCGAGAAGAAUUCAUUACUACUCCACAAACUCAACCUCGUCUUGGUUCAAAUUGUGAAACAAGACUGGCCAAAGAACUGGCCUUCGUUCAUAACUGAUAUCGUUGAAUCGUCAAAAACGAGCGACAACAUUUGCAUUAACAACAUGAACAUCCUCAGUCUUCUCAGCUUGAAUCUGACGCAGGCCAAGGAGCAGCACCUGAAGCAGCAAUUUUGCGGCCAGUUCCAGGAGAUUUUUACACUUUGUAUCACUAUUCUUGAGAAAUGUCCGGCCAACUCUAUUGUCGAAGCAACAUUGAAGACUCUACAUCGUUUUCUUUCAUGGAUUCCUGUUGGUUAUGUGUUUGAAACGAACAUUACUCAGCUCCUGAGCGAAAAUUUUCUUGCUCGUGCUGCAUACCGAGUCGUGACACUGCAAUGCCUUACCGAAAUCUCGAUGAUCCAAGUCGAGACCGAGGACAAUGCUUAUAAAGAAAAACUGUGUGCAAUGUUCUGUGCAACAAUAAAAGAGAUAGGUAGUUUGUUGGGUGAGAGGGACCUAGCUGCAGCUUACCAAUCAGGAACAGAUGACGACCAGAAGUUUAUCUCAUGUUUGGCGCAGUUCCUGGUGGCUUUUCUCAAGGAUCAUUCAGCACUUGUUGAGAAUUAUAACCCGGUAUGUCCUCAAGUUACCGAUUACCAUAUGUAUGCGGUAGAGCUGUUGCUAUCAAUUAGUCAGGUGGAUGACGUUGAGAUUUUUAAGGUUGUGCGUGAAAUCGUAAAGGACACUGAUUCCAUCACUCUAUACAGAAAUAUGCGUGAAUGUCUCGUUUAUCUGACUCAUCUGGAUUGCAGAGAUACUGAGCAGAAAAUGACUGAAAAGCUUGCUAGUCAGGUUAAUGGGUCCGAAUUCUCAUGGAAGAAUCUGAACACGCUUUGCUGGGCUGUUGGCUCGAUUUCCGGCACAAUGGCUGAAGAAGAUGAAAAGCGCUUUCUUGUCCUUGUCAUUAGAGAUCUCCUUGGAUUGUGCGAGCAGAAACGUGGGAAAGACAACAAGGCUGUCAUUGCAUCCAAUAUCAUGUAUGUUGUUGGACAGUACCCAAGGUUUCUCAGGGCUCAUUGGAAAUUUUUGAAAACGGUGAUCAACAAGCUGUUCGAGUUUAUGCAUGAAACCCACGAAGGAGUUCAAGAUAUGGCAUGCGAUACUUUCAUAAAGAUCGCAAUGAAAUGCAAGCGUCAUUUCGUCAUUGUUCACGUUUUUUACGAGGCUGUAGGACACAUAAUAUCUUCGGCAAGUGAUGAGCCUAAUCAACAGGCUGACCUCAUAGAAAAAUUGAUGGCGCUUCCCAAUUCUGUUUGGGACGAAAUAAUCGCUCGCGCUGGCGAGAACAUGUCUGUACUUGAGGAUCCAGAGGUGUCGCGUAAUUUGUUGAACAUCUUGAAAACCAACGUGGCAUGUUGUAAGGCUACCGGAAAUCCUUUCAUCACUCAGCUCAGCCGUUUAUACAUUGAUCUUCUUUCGCUUUACCGUAUUCUGUCGGAAAAAGUAUCAACGGCUGUUGAGCAAAAUGGACAAGAUGUGCUGAAGGUGAAGGUUAAGUUGUACGUGAUCCCUAUGCCUUUAUUGAAAACGAUGCGUGCUGUAAAGCGUGAAAUUCUCAUUCUGAUUUCUACCUGGAUGGUUCUGGAGAAUAUUGUUCCUCCUCUAUUUGACGCGGUCCUCUUUGACUAUCAAAAGAACGUCCCUGCCGCACGAGAGCCGAAAGUUCUCUCGCUUCUUAGCAUAAUUGUUACGAAGCUCGGAUCGAUGCUGGCUUCUCAAGUACCUCAUAUCCUUGCGGCCGUAUUCGAGUGCACUCUGGCAAUGAUAAAUAAGGAUAUGGAAGCGUUUCCUGAACAUCGUACCAACUUUUUUCAACUGAUUCACGCGUUAACCAUCGAGUGUUUCCAAGUUUUAAUCACUCUGCCUGAAGAACAACUAAGCUACAUUAUUGAUGCCGUUGUCUGGGCUUUCCAGCACUCAAUGCGGAAUGUUGCUGAGAUUGGGCUGGAUAUUUUGAAGGACAUGCUUGACCGUGUAGAAUAUCUUCCACCCCAGCAAUCACAACCGUUUUACAAGCGUUUUUAUAUGCAAAUACUUCAGCACGUGUUGGCCGUUGUUGCGGAUAGUAGCCAAGUUCAUGUUGCUGUGCCUUUAAACGAUGAGAAUCCAAAGCAGAGCAAUGUUGACUACAUCUAUGAGUACAUCGCUAACAUUUUCGUCCAACAUUUCACCAAUCUCACAGAAGGUCAGAUACGAAUUAUCAUCAAGGGCUUCUUCAGUUUUAACACCGAUCAGGCUGGAAUGCGCAACCACCUGCGUGAUUUCCUAGUUCAAAUCAAGGAGUUCAACGGCGAGGACACUUCGGAUUUGUUUCUCGAAGAGAGAGAGGCUGAGAUUCAGGCUAUUCAAGCGAAGAAAAAUGCCGUCCCUGGUAUGUGUGAUCCGCAUAACAUCGUUGACGAGGAUGAAAUGCGUUAA
Messenger RNA from Angiostrongylus costaricensis, 2901 nucleotides. Lineage: Eukaryota; Metazoa; Nematoda; Chromadorea; Rhabditida; Metastrongylidae. The record is from the annotation of a GenBank genome assembly.